This is a messenger RNA of Babesia microti strain RI, 714 nucleotides long. RefSeq lists its product as hypothetical. Gene Ontology annotation, biological process: tRNA processing. The transcript has a single exon. The record is from RefSeq and is a predicted model, not a curated record. Gene Ontology annotation, cellular component: nucleolar ribonuclease P complex. Lineage: Eukaryota; Apicomplexa; Aconoidasida; Piroplasmida; Babesiidae. Bases 1 to 714 code for a protein of 237 amino acids. Gene Ontology annotation, molecular function: RNA binding.
AUGGACCUAUGUAUUACUCAUAUUGAUACAGAUAAAUUACCAGAAAUAACUUCUAAAGGUUGGAAUGUGUUAGCAAUUAACAGCAAAUUUGUUGCUGAAAAAUCUGGACUAAAAAGUAUUCACAAUGCAUCAGUAUCAGACACUACUUUAUUAUUUAGUCCAUUAAAUGUACUAAAUAAUAAUUGCGGCAACAAUAAACAAAUUCAAAUACUGACCCGUGCAUCUGUACAUGUUGUUGAUGGAUUUGUGCCAGGAAAUCUAAAUAAAUUAUCGGGAUAUUCAAUAUUGGCAAUAGAACCCAGUAGCCAAAAGACGUUUCAACUUUGUUGUGAAAAUAUAAAUGCAGAUAUCAUAACAAUUGAUUAUAAAUCGACAAAUCUAUCAUGGAAGGUCAAGAGGAAAUUGAUUCUUGCGGCUAUACGACGGGGUUUGUGCUUUGAGAUUUGUCUGGGCGAAAGUGGUGUCUUUGGCAACCCAAAUAUAAUUCCACAUUUAAAUAAUCUCAUUAGAUACAUUCCACUCAAUAAAUUGAUUAUAACUAGUGGCUGUAAAUCUAACGACUUGCUACCAUUAACAACAUUCGUUGCCCAUGUAGCAUUGCUAUUAGGAGUUACACAUAAUGAAGCGUUUAGAAUCAUUGACAAAUCUGCUAAGCAAUGUCUCUACAAGGCAGCAGCGAGGCUUACUCAUCAAACUGGCAUUAGUAAAUUGUAA